GGUAUUACUUGUGCAUCGUAUUUAUCAUCGUACCUAAUCAAUUUGAUAAAAACUAACACCGCGAAUGAAAAUAAAAUCAUCGUUGCUAGAAGUAAAAUAUAGUAGUUAGGUACCUAUAUUCAUGCUCAAUACCUACGCGACAGAUGUGAUUCGAUGUACGUUAACCUCAAUAUAAUCGGGAUAAUUACAACAAUUGAAAUACACUCUGGUUACAAGGUUUAACUGUAAUGUAAUGCUAUUUUCCGUAUUUGUUUAUUUCAACGCGGCUGUGAAUUACUAGUCAGACGUGAGGACGUGAUGUUCUUCGAUAAAGCAAUGAAUUCCAUAGUGUGGAUAUUUUUUAUAUCAAAUUUUAUAUUUCAUUCUUCAGCGUAUUUUUUAAAUGGACGUUCGAAUCACGGUGUAGGAGAACCGUAUAUUCCGCGAACUGGAUAUCAAAUUGUUUUACCCGAAGAUCAGUAUUUUGAACAGAAAUUGGAUCAUUUCGAUCCUACCAAUGAGGAUACCUGGUUACAGCGUUAUUGGAGAAAUCCGCAGUAUUAUAAAAAUGGAGGUCCAGCAUUUUUGAUGAUAAAUGGCGAAGCUACCGCUUCUCCUAAAUGGUCCGUUACGGGGCAAUGGGUAUCGUAUGCGAAGACUUUGAAUGCUAUUGGCUUCUCUUUAGAGCAUCGUUUCUACGGUCGAAGCAGACCUAAAAAUGAUACUAGUGCUGAGAAUCUUGUAUAUCUGAGUAGCGAACAAGCUUUGGCUGAUAUUGCCUAUUUCAUUCGAGGAGUAACUAAACAAUACGCUUUGCCUAAGGAUAUCAAAUGGAUUGUAUUUGGAGGAUCGUACGCUGGAUCUUUGGCUGCGUGGGCUCGUCUGAAAUAUCCUUAUUUGAUCCAUGGAGCGGUUUCUUCAAGUGGUCCGCUUCUUGCUAAGGUGGAUUUUGCAGAGUAUUUUCAAGUUGUUAAAUCAUCUUUGGAUUCCUACAAUUCAAAGUGCUCCAAUAAAAUUGCUAUGGCUAAUCAAAAAUUAGAUACUUUGGUCAAAACUGAUGCAGGUCGAGAGCAAGCAGCCAAUCUAUUCCAAUUAUGUGGUAAACUGGAAAAUAAUCCUGAUGAUAUAUCGUCUUUCUUCGCCGGAUUGGCUGAUAAUUUCGCCGGAGUCGUUCAAUACAAUCGAGAUAAUCGAGAAUCAGAAACUAAAUCGAUCACGAUUGAGACUCUUUGCAACAUAAUGACUCUCCCUGUUCGAAAUACUUCUGCUCUAGUUUUAUACGCUGAAGUCAACAAAUUCAUGUUGAAAUCAUACAAUUUGACUUGUCUCGACCAUAGUUACAAAAAUUACAUCGAUAGCUUGAAAAAGAUAGACUAUGAAAGCGCCGCUGAAGUGGAUAGGCAAUGGAUUUACCAAACUUGCACAGAAUUCGGAUUUUAUCAAAGUUCCAGCAAUGCGUCGGAUAUUUUCGGUCCUCAUUUUCCCGCCGAAUUCUAUACCAAGCAAUGCGAACAAAUAUUUGGCAAAAAGUAUGAUGAAAAGUUGUUAAACAAUGCGGUUUAUCGGACCAAUACUAUUUAUGGAGAACUGAAAAUUAACGUAGGAAAUAUCGUCUUCGUUCACGGAUCAGUUGAUCCUUGGCAUGCUCUUGGUAUUACUCAUGUGCAAGAUGAAGAUGCUCCCUAUGAGACCAUAUUUAUUAAAGGCACCGCUCAUUGUGCUGAUAUGUAUCCCUCUAGCGAUGAAGACACCCAAGAAUUAAAAGAAGCAAGGAGUAAAAUCCAAACGAUAUUGCAGUCUUGGCUGCAGAAGGGUAAACCAAAGCCCAAGAAAUUCGAAGUUCAAAUCGAAUAUAAAUAUGCUCCAAAUUCUCCCUUCAAAAUGGAUCCUAAAUUUUUGUACGAUGUUCAAGAACGGCUACCUGUAGAUUAAUUUUGUACCUACUUGGAUAUUUUUUUAUUCAAUAUAUACUAUCCAUACGUA
Planococcus citri (citrus mealybug) is the source of this 1962-nucleotide messenger RNA. Its product is annotated as putative serine protease K12H4.7. The coding region runs from base 298 to 1911 and encodes 537 amino acids. The transcript is spliced from 9 exons. Gene Ontology annotation, biological process: proteolysis. The record is from RefSeq and is a predicted model, not a curated record. Lineage: Eukaryota; Metazoa; Arthropoda; Insecta; Hemiptera; Pseudococcidae. Gene Ontology annotation, molecular function: dipeptidyl-peptidase activity; serine-type exopeptidase activity.